ACCUGCGCGCCAGGUUGUGAAUGGAGGUUUGCAAUGGCUUUUUCAGGCCCAAAUAAAGACAGUAUCCGAGCCGGAUGCAAGAAGUGUGGAUAUCCUGGCCAUCUAACUUUUGAGUGUCGAAAUUUUGUCCGUGUGGACCCUCAAAAAGAUAUUGUUCUGGAUGUCAGUAGUACCAGCAGUGAGGACACUGAGGAGGAAGAGGAACUUCAGCAGUUGCAGGAUAUUAUUAACAAAAAAGAACCAAAACCAGAUGAUGAAAAGAAAGACCAUCACAAGAAGAAAAGGAAAGAUAAGAAAGGUGAACGCAGGAAAAGAUCUCGUUCAUCCAGUGAAGACAGAAGUGAGAAAAGGAGCAGAAAACAUAACAUCCUUAAGAAGAAAAAGAAAAAUAAGAAAAGAAAGCACAAAAGUCACAAGCAUCACCAAAAAGUUAAGAAGAAAAAGGACCGUACCACUUCUUCAUCUUCAUCAGAAAGUUCUAGUUCCUCUUCCGAUGGUGAUUAAUUCCAUACACUGUUCUACUCCCAGGUCUGUACUGGAAGGCAGUUUGUGUUUAAAUGCUUUUCUGUGUAGAUGGAUAUGGCUCUCUCUUUCAUGAAUAUUUCUUUGUGAAUUAGACAAGAUGUUGGCAAAUUAUCUAAACUUAUAAGCAAUGUCCAUUUUACUGCAUUGGAAGUUUUGUUUGUAACUUGCUGUUGUUGUUGAAUUUUACAUGGAAAAUGUUCAGACAGCAUUCUAUCAUUUGUGAAAACUCAAAUGGCUUUUACUAAUGAAGCAUUACCAAGGUGGCUGUUGUGUCUUUUGAUACCUCAAGGUCAAUAUUUGAUCAAUUACACAAACUACAAGAAGCACUCAAACAAAUAUAAAAAAUAUUUCAAUAUUUAUAAAGAAUGAUUUUUUUGACAUUUUUCUAAUACAGUCAACAUAAUUACUGGAUUUAUCUGUGCACGUAGAAAUAUAGUGUGUAAGCAUGUUUUUAUGGAACAAAGUCUUAUUGAUAUUUCUCUGCUGUUUUUUAAAAAUAUAUUUCUAUAAAUGUAUAUGCUUCAACUGAUUCAUUUUCAAAUCAGACAUCUUACCGUAAUAGCCCAAUUCUGACUUGCAUAAGCUUGACAAACUUUUUCAAUAAUUUAUGACCUUAAAAGAUCAGUUCCAGUGAUUUAUGAUACAAUUUGGCCAUAGAUUAAUUUUUAAAUAUUUGGAGCAAACUACAGUAAAUUAUUUGUAAUCUUAGCAUAUAAGCAAGGCCACAUAGUAAUAUCCAAUAAGAAAAAAGUUUUGAAAUCCAUGUUUCAAUACAUUCUGAUCUAACCUGUGACAUGCAAAUUUUAAUUUUAAAAGAAUUAUAUGGCCAGUUGCUAUUAACCAGGUCUUAUUGGUGUAUAAUAAUUGCUCAGUUGGAUUACAGAGAAUUUCUUCAGUACAAGAACUGGUGUUCAUAGCCGUGGAAAAUGAAGCAGUAUUUCUGAGGGGAGGCAGAAGACUUUUCAAGGACCAAUCUAGCAUAGAAUACUGAAAGGUUUUAUUUCUGCUUCAGUGUAUAACCUAGAAGGAAGUGCUUUGGCCCAUCUUUGCUUUGUUAUCGCAAUUCAGAAUAAUUCCACUGUUAACACAAUUCGGAAUAAUUUCACUGUAACUUCCUUUUUUGUCUCCAGUGUUUAUCCAUUUCCUGUAAGGGACUGAACCUUUACACCUCUAGUUCUAGAUACAUUCAGCAAGGGAAAUAUCCUCAGCAUCCAUUCUGUCAAGCCCCAUCAAUAAUCUUGUAACGUUUCUGUGAGGUUAAAUCUUUCCUUGUAAGUCAACCCUUCAUUCCAGAAAUCAUCCAAAUGAAUCUUCUGUCCACUGAGAUGGUUCAUUAGAUUAAUUUCUUGGAUGAAGUUUGUAGUACUUGUGUGUUCUCUCACCAAUUCCCUGAACUGUUGAAGCAAGAGUUCCCUAUGUCUGUACAGCACCAGUCUUGCAAUAAAGUUCAAUAGUCCAUUUGCCUUCCAAAUCAGUUAGUUAUAGGUAAAGUCUGGUACCUAUUGUGUGAUUUAUUUAAAACUCAUUGUCCAGGAUUUUGUAGUCAGGGUUGAAGCAACAGUGCUCAUUUAAAAUAAGAAAGAGCUAGCAAUCACUGGUUUAAAUUUUCCUCUUUCCAACAUUAUUAGUGUCAAGUAUUAGUUCAUAAAGCAUUCUGGCAUCUGGCAGUGAUGGGCUGGGAACCAGUUUAGCUACCUGGCCAUCAGAUUGGCCAGGUAGCUAAACCCACUAAAGAAUUUUCUUGGCAACAAACAGGAAAGGAAAAGCACCUUUUUUUUGGUAUAUUUAGCAGACAGCUGGAAUAUAAAGGUUCUUUAAAGUAAAAUCUGUUUUAAUAUGGGAAUUACUGUACCUGUACAUAAAACUAGAGCCUGAGAAUUUGCUAAGCAAUGAUUAUGUAAUCCUGCCACUUAAAACUUGCCUAGACCACUUGCAUCAAAGAUUGACUUUUCUGGGUUUUUGUUGCAUGAAAUUUCUACAUACUUAGCUUAGAAAUUGGAUCCAUUUUGUACGCUUGAUAAAAGUGAUUUUUACGCAGGUUAAUUUGCACUACUAAUUGUCCCAGUGAGACUACACCCAUCAGAAAAUUGGCCUAUGUAUUACUGUGCACUGAUCACCUUAACACAGCUGACACUUUCCCAGUAUCAAAUGGUGUACUUUAUGACCAUACAUCACACACUAAUGUUACCACCAUUGCCAGCAUUAACUGGACUUACUGUGUGCAACCUACAACCCUUGUUUAUCACUUUCAGAAAAAUUAGACUGACAUUGUACAGAGAUCAAUUAAACUUUGUAUUUUAACAUUAACAUCUUGCA
This is a messenger RNA of Pristis pectinata (smalltooth sawfish), 2841 nucleotides long. RefSeq names its product SREK1-interacting protein 1 (gene srek1ip1). NCBI's taxonomy places the organism in Eukaryota, Metazoa, Chordata, Chondrichthyes, Rhinopristiformes, Pristidae. Bases 34 to 504 code for a protein of 156 amino acids. The record is from RefSeq and is a predicted model, not a curated record. The transcript has 5 exons. Gene Ontology annotation, molecular function: nucleic acid binding; zinc ion binding.